This is a messenger RNA of Photinus pyralis (common eastern firefly), 1131 nucleotides long. RefSeq names its product connectin-like. Bases 9 to 1040 code for a protein of 343 amino acids. Gene Ontology annotation, molecular function: protein binding. The record is from RefSeq and is a predicted model, not a curated record. The transcript has a single exon. Lineage: Eukaryota; Metazoa; Arthropoda; Insecta; Coleoptera; Lampyridae.
GGUUCGUGAUGCUCAAAACUUGCUUGUUACUGUUGUUGGUAAAAAUGUCGAUACAGUGUGAAGUUCCCAGUUUCAAAAACAAUAUAAUAGUGGCAAAUGGUGAUACCCCAACAACGAUAAGCGGUUGUAUUUCGCCUGACACCAUUGGAUUUACAUCAAUUUUCCGAAUAAGUGCAGAAAAUCAAGCUAUUCAAGAUUUAAAUCACGGUGCAGUGCAGGGAAUUUCGAGCAAAUUUGAGAUCGACUUUCACAAUACCAGCGUCGAGAUUAUAAGAGAGGGGGCCUUUUUGGAUCUUCCCCAACUUAUUCGAAUAUAUUUCAUGGAAAACGAACUCUUCUGGAUCAGUGAAAGUGCAUUUCGGAAUUUGCCUUUGUUAACUGAAGUGCACCUGGAACAUAAUAAGAUCACAGAUGUGUCGCCGCGUGCCUUUAAUAAUCUUCCGAACUUAACCACAGUGUCUCUUGAGAGAAAUAAAUUGGAAAAUUGCGACCAAUCUUGGUUUUAUAAAACGCCAGUGCUUCAGUCCUUAAAUUUGGGCGAGAAUCGCUUGCGGAAGAUUCCACGAGCUGCCUUUAUCAACCUGCCCUCAAUUCAGAGACUGUAUUUGGAUCUAAAUCAAAUAGAGAUCGUCGACAAAAACGCCUUUAUGGGAUUAAGAAAUUUGAAACGUUUGGAUUUGUCUGAUAACAAAUUAAAAAGUUUUGAGUUUAAUUUCUACGCCCCUUCGAAAUUGACGUUUGUUUCUAUUAACAAUAAUAACAUAACGUACAUAUCUGAUGAAGUGCUGGACGUAAUACGACCCCAAUUAUCGGAACUGAUCAUAGUCGAUAAUCCUUUGCAGUGCGCAUGCUUGGAGAAAAUAAUAAAAUGGAGUGACACCUUUAAUAUAAGUGUUCCACAGUGGGAAUUUGAACAGUCCGGCGCAGUUUGUACAGUUCCAAAGAGAAAACCAAGCCAGUGUCUUGAAAGAGGUGAUGAUGAUUUCGAAGAGGGAUUUUGGGUUAGUUUUGUACGUGAACGCAUACACGUUGUUAAAUAAUUCCGAUCAGAAGUUUGAUCACAAUAACAUUGUAUUCUACUUCUGGUGGAAUUCUCAUUUGUUGUCCAUUGCGCAAUAGUGUUAAGCAAAA